Molecule: messenger RNA, 1359 nt
Organism: Galendromus occidentalis (western predatory mite)
Lineage: Eukaryota; Metazoa; Arthropoda; Arachnida; Mesostigmata; Phytoseiidae
Exons: 2
Coding region: 1-1359 (452 amino acids)
Source: RefSeq, a predicted model, not a curated record
AUGCAGACACCGACAGACGAGACCGCGUUCGCGGGAUCAGCUGAUCCUACGUCAGGCAUACACAACGAGGAGUAUCAACAACGGAGUAGUGUUUCGGACCCUCAAAAUCGCUAUGUCGUGAAAGACCCAGCGAAGAAAAUUCCGCGAUUCAACGGUGAUCCGAUUAAGUUCGACGAGUGGUGGUCGCUGUUUUCAUACUUCGUGGAUUCGAAGCCCAUCGAGGUUGUGGAGAAGUGUCGAAUUCUUAAGGGCUCCCUCAGUGGGUCAGCGUUGAAGACAGUGGCUCACCUACGGAUCGCAGCCGAAUCUUACGAGAUUAUGAAGUUCACGAUCAGCGAGGCUUUCGGAGACCCGGAUGUGGCGAAGGCAGCCUUGCUGCAGAACAUUCACAGUGUUUGUGGAACCAAGGAUCUCUCAAAACCCGCAGUCAAAUGUCAAGCGAUAUGCCGAACCUCGAAUUCACCUCGUCAGAGCCUUCUGCGAAGAGCGCAGACCGAGAGCGAUCCACAGAGUUCUACUGUGGUCGAUGAGGCGAGAAUCGUGGGUAAAAAGUGUCGACAGGACAGCGCCAUGGAAUACUCGUUCGACGAAAGAACCGACAUGUUCGAAGUUUACGUUGCUUGUGGGAAGAACGCAGAACUUGCCGUGGGGGCGUAUCGACUCCGUUUCCCAGACCGACAGGUCCCAUCCAGGACCCUCUUCUCACGCUUGGAGAAGAACCUUCGGAACUUCGGCAGACUCUACGGCGUGCCGAAAUCAUUCCCGUCAGAGGAACUUGAGACGGAUGUCCUGGCUUUCGUAGGAAUUCACCCCCAAGCAUCUUCGAGGGAAAUGGCAUCGAUUUGUGCUACGGAUCAUUCCACUGUGCUCGAUAUCAUGCGGAAGCAUAAUUUGAAGCCCUUCAAGAUAUCGAAAACCCACCAUCUACAAAUCGCUGAUCUAGAAAGAAGAAGGAAUUUCUGUACAUGGUUCAUAGGACAACAUGAAAGAGAUCCUCGCAUCUGCGAAAAAAUUUUGUGGAGCGAUGAAUGCAAUUUUAACAGUCGGGGAUUCUUCAACCGCAAAAAUACUCAUUAUUGGUCCGAGACGAAACUGCCAAACUUCCGAGAGACGAAUUCUCAGUACAGGUUCAGUCUGAACGUGUGGUGCGGCAUCAUCGGAUCACGAAUCAUAGGACCUCACAUCUACGAGGGAACCCUGAAUGGCGAGGGUUAUCGGAACUUCAUCCAGAACGAAUUGAUGGACCUGCUCGAUGAUCUGCCUCUCGCGCUAAGAAGAGAGAUGAUAUUUGUUUGUACUAGCUCUAUCCAGAUUGAGAACACGACGAAAGAUACUGGUCAUGCCAGCUCUAUGACAUGA